This is a messenger RNA of Paramecium pentaurelia, 999 nucleotides long. NCBI's taxonomy places the organism in Eukaryota, Ciliophora, Oligohymenophorea, Peniculida, Parameciidae. The record is from the annotation of a GenBank genome assembly.
UCAUGUCAAUAACUGUUUCAACUUGUUAGCAGAUUUGUGGAUCACCACUCAAUCAUAGUACUGCUAAAAACUUAUGGACAUUUUCUAAAUCAGAUAGAUUUGGCAGUCUUGCAAAUCCUGUUAAGUAUUAAAUAUGAAUUUAAAAUUAGUUGUGGAAAGGCUUUCUAUGAUUUACCAACAUAAAUUGAAAAAAGAUCAGCUGGUAUUGGAAAAGGAACUAAGUAUAGAUAUUAAAAUAUAUAUAUAUAAGAACUGACUUUACUAAAGUUGCUUUUACAACUCCAUCUCCAUAAUAAUAUAAUAUUACAAGUGAUGUUGAGAUUAAUCAAAAGAAAGCAAAAGGAAAUAAAUUUGGUAUGAGUAGAGAAAAAAUGGCAAGCACUGGUAUUCUAGGAAAUUUGAAUUCAAAGACUCCUGGUAAAAAUAAUCAAUAUUAUUAAAGCUCCUGGAACUUAUGAUUUAGGUUCAACUUUAAGUGACAUUCGUUAUACAAUGAGAUAAAGACCUAAAACUAAUUUUAUGGUUUUAACUGGAAAAGAAAUCCCAGGACCAGGAACUUAUGAAUCAUUACCAGCUGUUAAUCCAGUUGGUAAAUAUCCAAUAUCAAAAUACAAUAAUUCUUGUGCUACUUUGUUUAAUCCAAAAAAUUCUAAAAGAUUUGUUAAAGAUUUUUGUAAAACAUCCAAUAAUUUAUUAAAAUAGCUACAAACUUAUAUGCUCCUGGACCUGGUACAUAUCCUGUAGAUAAAACAGGAAUUCAAAAAGAUGGACAUUAUUUUAUUUCUAAAUUUCAUUCUUCAAAUGUUAGAAGUUUUCCAAAAGAAUCAAGAAGAACAGGAUCUGUUGGUAAAGGUACUGUUCUUAUUAUGAAUGUUUGCAUCAGCUGGAACACCUGCUCCAGGAAGUUAUAGGUUGCCAUCCGAAUUUGGGUAUUACGAAUCAAGAAACAAAGCUAAUAGAAGUGCAGGAGACAUGGGAGAAAAUAAACCUCAAUAAUGA